AAAUUGUCACUCUAGUGGACCAUUUCACUCACAUACACAGACGCUCACCUGCAAAUUUUCUCGCCGCCCAUGGCAACAGCUCUCUUCACCACGCGCCGCCCGCUAGCCUCCCUCCUCUCCCAUGCCAUCUCUUCCCGGCGCCACCGUCUGUCCCUCCCCCUCAUCAACUCCGCAUCCGCCGCCACCUACCCACCCCACCAAACCAAUUCGAUCAUAAUCCCUACCCGGUUCAAGACAUCCGGGUCGGGUUACUCCCCUCUGAACGACCCAUCUCCUAACUGGAGUAACCGUCCGCCGAAGGAAACAAUACUCCUCGAUGGCUGCGAUUACGAGCACUGGCUUAUAGUGAUGGAGUUCAAUUCGGACCCCAAGCCCACCGAAGAAGAGAUGAUUAAUGCUUAUGUCAAAACCCUGGCCUCCGUUGUUGGAAGUGAAGAGGAGGCAAAGAAGAAGAUUUAUUCUGUUUGCACAACAACAUAUACUGGUUUUGGUGCUCUAAUCUCUGAAGAGCUUUCAUACAAAGUCAAAGGCCUACCUGGAGUUCUGUGGGUUUUGCCUGAUUCAUACCUUGAUGUUCCUAAUAAAGACUAUGGAGGUGAUCUGUUCGUUGAUGGAAAAGUCAUCCAUAGGCCACAGUACAGGUUCAAUGAACGACAAAAUACAAGGAACAGGCCUCGGCCUCGAUAUGAUAGGCGCCGAGAAACAAUGCAAGUAGAAAGGAGAGAGCAAUCACUGGCAGUGAAUCAGCAUAAACCUACCUCCACAGUUGAGCAGAAUACGUCUCAAGGUGUCGGGGGAGGCUAUCCUCCGAAUCAUGGAGGAUUUCAGGGCAACAAUGCAUAAAUAGAUCUCGAAUUUGGAAUGGGAAAAUGGAAUCGAUCUCAGGUUUUGCAUAUUAUUGCUCAAAGAUCAGCCCUCGUCUUCAUUUGGAGUUCGGAGCAUGUUUUGUAUGGAAAAAUGCGCAUUACCCGCACUUUUAUGAGGUUUAUAGAUGUGAAUAUUGUUUGUGCUCCCUUACAUGAGACCUUUUUCCUUACAAUUUAGAACUUUUGGCGUAUGGGUCGUCUAGGUCUAGCUGUAUUGGUCUGCAAAAUUUGAUUCCUCACGUUUUCCUUUGUUAUUCAAGAGGACUAUCCUUUUUGUGUACUUUUCCUCUAUAAUGGCACGAAAACCCAUUCUAAAGCAACUGUUACAUCC
Molecule: messenger RNA, 1197 nt
Organism: Olea europaea var. sylvestris
Lineage: Eukaryota; Viridiplantae; Streptophyta; Magnoliopsida; Lamiales; Oleaceae
Product: multiple organellar RNA editing factor 3, mitochondrial-like
Exons: 4
Coding region: 70-843 (257 amino acids)
Biological process (GO): cytidine to uridine editing; mitochondrial mRNA modification
Cellular component (GO): mitochondrion
Source: RefSeq, a predicted model, not a curated record